Molecule: messenger RNA, 741 nt
Organism: Lampris incognitus (smalleye Pacific opah)
Lineage: Eukaryota; Metazoa; Chordata; Actinopteri; Lampriformes; Lampridae
Product: histone H1-beta, late embryonic
Exons: 5
Coding region: 1-726 (241 amino acids)
Biological process (GO): nucleosome assembly; negative regulation of DNA recombination; chromosome condensation
Cellular component (GO): nucleosome; nucleus
Molecular function (GO): double-stranded DNA binding; nucleosomal DNA binding
Source: RefSeq, a predicted model, not a curated record
AUGCCCCCCAAAAAGGUGGCGGUAUUGCUCGAUAAGGUUAUUCCAUCUUCGUCGGACGCGCCGAAUGGCGUUCAGGAGACACUGACAGAGAACAAGCCAGAUGCUGACGGUUCUGCGGAGCCGCGUAAGGCUCCGGCUCAUCCUCCGACUAUGGUGAUGGUGAAGGAGGCGGUGGCUGAGUUGGGCUUGCGGAAGGGUGUCUCCUCACAAGCUAUAAAAAACUACAUCAAGCAGAAAUAUGCCUCUGUGGAUGUGGCGAGGCUUAAUUACAUGGUCCGCAAUUCCCUGUUAAAGGGGCUCGAUAGUGGGGUGCUGGUGAGGCCUCCCAGCGCCAUGGUCACCGGCGGUACGCGGGGAAGAUUUCUGCUUGCACCCAAAGAAAAGGAACCAAAGCAGAAAAGGGAGAAUACGGAUCCUAAUGUGAAGAAAGCAAAGGCUGGUCCCAAGAAGGCUAAAGAAACUCCAGCUGGUGCAGGUGCUGUGAAGAAAAAGGCCACUGUGAAAAAACAAGAGGCUGCUGAGACAUCGAAGCGUGCCAAAAAGGCAACGACUGCCAAAGGGACUUCUGCCUCGCAGGCGCCCCGAGUGGGAAAGGCCGCUGAUGACAAUGAGGCCAAAACAAAAGCCCAGCCGGCCAAAGCUUCGCUCAAGGUCUCCAAGAAUAAGGUUGAAAAGUCUGAUCCAGCUCCAAAAGCUGUAAAACGAGGGAAGACUCUUACCGAAUAGUGUCACAAUUGUAAA